Molecule: messenger RNA, 9973 nt
Organism: Amoebophrya sp. A120
Lineage: Eukaryota; Dinophyceae; Syndiniales; Amoebophryaceae
Source: the annotation of a GenBank genome assembly
CCAAAACACCUCCCUUGUCAACAAAAUACCCUCGUGCGCUUCCUUGCUUCUGAUUUUGCAGAAAUCUUCUAGAUACAGCCUGUGCUGGAGCAUCACAAAGGAGAAUGUCUGGACGAACGCGAAAACCUGUCAGCGCAACAAGCACAGCACGUUGUUUUGGCGAGCAUUUCCCCGCAGCAUGACCGCCCUAGCUGAGGAUGGCAUCAUGGUGGUCGUCGGGCAAGAAAGGUGGCGGAAAGAAUCCGGACGCCACCAAGGGCGGCAAGAAGUCGUCCUACAAAAGCAACGACUACUACCAAGAUAGCAGCUACAGCAGAGCCGCGCAUCAACCCCAGUCAGGAGGUGGAGCCGGCUACAACCCAAAUGUUUACCAAGACCAACAUGCGCCGUACCAACCGGCUGCCAGGACUGCGGACCAGUACUACCAUAGUGUUGUUCCGGAGUACAACAACGGGAAGCAGGGCAAAAGCGCGUACGGAGGAGGGUACAACAACCCUGGUUCCUACCAAGGGUCUUCCUCGGAGGAGAGCUCGACUGUGAAUAAAGGACACCACUAUGGAGGAAAGAAGAAGGGAGGAGGGCCCUACGUAGAGCCAAGCAUUUACCACAACUCCACCUACGGAGCUGCCGGUAAAUUAUCUGGCGGUGGUACUUCUAAAGGAAACAAACACGCAAAGUCGGAUGCGUAUUACGCUUGGAACGAGUACAAUGCCGACUACAAUCGCCACAGCAACGCCGGGAGGCAAGCGGUUCUGCAAGACGCUGACCACCGGCCGGAGCACGUCCCCUUCGCAGGUCCCUCCGGUGCGCCGCCGGGUCUCUCUCCCCCGGCAAGCAUGCUGCAGGCGCCCCCGCUCGUGCCGGACUAUCCCGGGACCAAGGGGUACCUGAGUAAGGGAAAAGACGGAAACUUCGGCGGGCAAGCGAACAUCAAGGGGGCAGGAGCCGAGCAACUCACAUCCAACGGCACGACCGCCGCAACCACUGCAGGUACUACAGCUGCAGGGAUCACCGCUAAAGCCGCCCCUCCCGCAGACAACAGCCUCUGCCUUGCGACGAUUGCCUCCCAGCAAGCCGGUGGAAGUUCUGUGUACAAAUACAAGCGUGAGAGUCCCAACGGGAUGCACGUGUUGACGCACAUGCCGCUCGUCUCGGAUGAGUACCGGAUGAAGUUGCUGCUGAAGAAGACCCGUCUGGACGCCGACGACUUUCCCCUGGAGGAGCGAAAGGAAACCUCCCCGGAGGGGCGGCAACAGCAAAAGCGCUCCCGGUGCCGCGAGGCCGCGGCGGCGAAGUACUACGACUUUGUGAAGAUGUCUACGCAGGACUUGGUGUUCUGCCUGGGUCGCGGCGGGCACACGAAAAUGAAGAUCGCCGACGCGGCGGGCUGUAAUGUGGAGAUCGACCAGGAUCGCGGUAUCGGCGAGUGCUACUCCAACACGGAUUUUGCCGCGUGUCGACGCGGAAUCCAGUGUCUCCAAUUCUGCGGUGCCCAGCGGCGCGAUGAAACCCCAGUGGUGCGGUACCCGGAGGAUUUCAGUGCGGACGUGACGAUCAUUCAUGUUCCGGAGGAAACCAGCGGGUUUGUUAUGGGAAGGCAGGGCUCUUUUCUCCGGCAACUGGAGGAGAUGUACAUGGUGUACAUCUUUUUCUGCGAACCCGAAGGCCGGGGGAUCUCGCGGGAGCGCGGGAUGCGGUACGUGUGCAUUCUCGGGGCAAACGAGAUGGGGCGGAAAGGGGCGGCGCUGAAAGUCAUGGGAGCGGUGGAGACAAAACUCCCGGGGUACUACUUGGACGAUUGCGACAUCCACUACUGUCCGGCGAGCCGGGGCGGGCCGCACGGAGGGACGGGGUUUGACACGGAAGCGAGGACCAUGAGCAACGACGAAAUGAGCUUUGCGGUGGGGAAGGAGGGCCAGACGCGGAAAAAGUUGGCUCGUGCCAGCGCGGGGGCGGCUUUUGAGUUCGUCGGUCUGACGGCUUUCAUGGCGGGACCGGAGAACGCGAGGAAAAGGUAUAUUUGAAGUUUAGUUUGCUUUUUGAAUUGCGUGCUUGCUAUUUCGUGGUCAAUUUACUUAGUUAUAGUUUCUCUUCAGGCUUGUGCAUUUAGUGAAGGCAAUUAUCGCGUAUUACCGCCACGAGAAGCCCAACUUUUUCUCACUAUUCCGAAACUCAUAAUCAAAAAAACAGGCUCCGAAACUAUCUUGAAAUCCUGCUCCGUCAGCGCUCUUACAGCACUGUUGGCCUCACAUUCCCCGACAAGAACACCCGACCGGACUGCACUGUUUUGAAAAUUCCUUCCACCUACAUGGGUCUGCUGAAGGGACAGGCGUUGCGGGACCUGGAAAACCAAACGGACACGUUUUGCUUGGUCGAAGGAGAUCCUGACCUGUCAACCGUGCUGAUCAUCCUGGGCGGCGAAAACGAGCGGCACAACGCCCAGGUUCGCGUGCAGGAAAUCGUGCGGCUCCCGGAGAAUGUUUUGCUCGGGAAGGAAAGCCUCAACACGGGCAAGACCAGGGGCGGAGGUAUAGUUUUUUCAUGUCAGAAUACGCGUUUUUGUUUUCGUUUUGCUGUGGGUAUUUUUCUCGAGCAAGAGACACCGACGUACCUGCAUCACAACGAUCUUGUCUAAAUAAUGAAGAGUUUGAGAAGAACAAUGAAAAUGCCACGAAAAAACUUUCAGGCUCGGGUAGACUGAUUAUGGUGGAAGUUCCGAUCCCAACACUGCUUCUAGUCGAGAACGUCGAGGAGCUGUUACCUAAGCUUCGCGACCAGCUGGGCAAACUGCGUAUUUCCGUAUUACAAUGAAAAAUGCCCCCACCCCCAAAGUUGCAGUAAUUUGUGAUACAAAGUAUCCAAAUGAAAACUUUUUGUCAUGCAUGAAAGGACUAAUGAAUCUUUCUGAUGCAGUGUCUAGGCGUAUAUCGCAUUGCUUGCAUGACAAGCGCCGCUCUUGCUGGGAUCUUGCGCAAUACAAAUUUUUCUCUAUUCACGAUUGGAAAUCUGUGAUGCUGAUAGAUGCAAGAGGGCGAAUGUUUCAUUUGCAAAGGUUUGCAAUACAAAUGCUCCCAAGUUCGGGGGUGGGGGCAUUUUUCAUUGUAAUAUUCCGAGGCGAAGAUUCAAGAAGACGCGUUGCGGAUCAAAGUGAGCCAGGAGAACGCGGCCCAGUGUGCGAUGAUCUGUGAGAACUUUCUCAACAAGGACAUUGAUUGCGAAGUUCCCUACUACAUCCCACGUGGCAUCGGGUUUGCCGUGCUCACUUCGAAGCAACGGGAAGCGUGGAAGUUCGUAAUGGAUCAAGGGAGCGGGAAACUGGUCAAGCAGGUAAUUUUCUCGCUUUUCCUUUUCCUUUUCAGUGAAACGUUAGAAGUAGCUGAGAAGUUUUUCAUCACUUUUAGCAUGCGCCUUUUCAAAUCAUUUGCUACUCAUCGCAGCACACCGCGCCGGCCGCCGUUGCGACUCGGUGUGCAAGAACACGAUUUUUUUGGCCAGAAAAUUUUGAAAAACUUUCAGACCUUCCGCGACCCGAAGAACCCUUUGAACUAUCUCGAUGAGGAAACAAGCCGGAUUUUCGACUACCCCAUCGCCGGCGAGCGCGGCGACCGGGGAGAGGUGAUUCCGGCUAGUUUCAUUCCCUGUGGCGCCAUACCGGUCAACAGCAUUCUCGAGGAUGUCCGCAGCCGCUCGCGGCUCCGGGUGCGGAUUUUCAAGGACCAACGCCGAGUCUUGUUCAGCGGUUCGCUCAGUCAGGUGGUUGCGGCGAAGCGGGAUCUGGACUUGUGUCUCGGAUCCUUUUUAACUUUAGUGAUUCUCGUGAACCAGGAGUGCGUGUUUGACGAAAAAAUGGUGAGCCAUUGCGUCGGGAAGAUUCAGGCAGACAUGCAGUACAGGCAUCACAUGAUCGCGGCAAACAUCAAGGAUUUCCGUCUGACUUUGUCCGGCAGUAACCUCGCCGUCUGGGAGGCGAAGGAGCUGGUAGAGAAGGAGCUACAACACACCGUUCUCGUCGCGAAGCAACAGAAAAAGAACAAGGAGAAGACCCCCAAAAAUCAUACCGGUGCGGCUGCCUCUUCUGCUGACACCGCGGCGUCCUCGUCGAAAAGCACUACUAAUCCGGCGGAAAUCGGGUCGCUGACGCUGACCGAGGGGAAUUUGAAGAAACUUGCGGACAAGCCCAAGAAGAAAAACUGGGCGGAUUACGAAGAUGAUCUCUCCAACGAACAGAACCAGUGGGAGAAUCGGAACAAAAAUAAACCACCGCCCGUCGUGUUUGUGUCCGUCGACCAGUACUACUUGUUGCCGCACUUAAGACAGGGCGUUUUGGCGAAGGAACGGAACGAACCGACGUCGGAAUGGCUGCGGGUUCCGGAGGACGAUAGCAGCUUUGUAAUGGGAAAAGGGGGCCGAACGAGACUGAAAAUUUCCGUCGUGUCCGGGUGCCGCAUCGAAAUCAAGCGCGACCAGGAGGAUGGAUUGGAAGUGAUUGAGUUGACCGGCACUGCGCUGGAACGACGUCGGGCGAGGAAAUACUUGGACAUGAUCCGGAUCCAGCGAAAGGGAGCCGUGCACGUGGACGAAGAAGCGCACAACGACAAGGACUUAACCGCGAUUUCCGUUCCGCACGACUGCGUCGGGUUUGUGACGGGGGGCGGAGGGUCUCAUCUGCGAAAUUGCGAAACUGAAUUCCACACGCUCAUGUUCUUCUGCGAUUACCACCACCAGCGGGGCAAGGGUAUCCGGCAGCAGACGGAGGAACGACUCGUGAUUUUCGGGCAGCGGCGCGGCCAGCUCGGCAGCAAGUUAAAGGUGAUGAGCGCGAUCGAAACGAAGAUGCCAGGCUACUUCACGCGGAACCGGCGUGCGGACUACUUGCGCGGGCGGGAGAUCGCGUCCGUUCCGGUCGAGGAGGGCCGCGGGAGAAAAAACGUGAUCCACGGCGAAGAUUGGAAACGAGAGGACUUCACGCCGAUCCUUUGCGGGGCGGAGUGGGGCAUUGACACGAUGUGGGUGGAGCAGAACGACUUGUCCUUCGCGAUGGGGUCAAACGGGGUGACGCGGAAGAAGUUGUGUAAGGCGACGAACUGCAUUUUGGAAUUCGUCGGCAACAUCGCCCACCUCGGUGGGACGAAGCGGGAGAGAAGGACCUGCCGGGACUAUUUGAACUGGUUGUUGUGCCAACGAACCGGCGUCGUUGCUUUGGAAGAUCUCGAUGGCUCCGUCUACUCCGCGAAGCAGGUUUUCGCGGAAACCAAGCGCCGCGAGCGCCGCCGACGGAGGUUGAAAGAGGAGGUCCUGGCCGAGCGGGCCGCGGCCAAGAAGCGCAUGCGCUCGAAGCACAAUAAGGACGGCGGAAAUCAGCAGGAACUGACCGUCGAGGAGAUCAACGCAGCGGAGGAGCGCGAGAUUAAGCAAAGCCCCAUGUCCGCGAGUCCGGACGUCGACCGGCUGGAGAAACAAGCGGCUUCUUCCCCCGACGCGGUGAAUCAAGAUCCUGACCAGAACCACCACAACUCUGACCACAGCGACAACUCGAACAUGGGUGACUUUUCCGCAGAAGAGGAAGACGCGGUCAUUCUGGCGGUGUCUCAGCACCGGAAGAACCCGGAUCUGAAAACCAAGCACCGCCGGCGCGACCAGAAGCGGUUCACGCACAACAUUUCCCGGGAGGAGUACCACGAGUUUGUCUACGACUGGAUGGCGGACCGGGAUGACGUGGAUGUGCUGUUUUUCUACGAAAAAUGCGACAUCUUUUCCGUACAGGCCUUGCGGCAAGUGGAGGAAAACACAGGGACGUACACGUUCGUCGACAAUCUGUCAAAACCGAACUGCCUGUUCGUCUGCGGUGCGUACCGGCAGAACCGCCAGAAGGCCAUGGACGCCAUUUACGAAAUUUUGCGCGAGUACGACGAGUUGGACAGAACCUCGUGGGCGGACGAAACCCCCGAAGCGGGCAAGGCAUGUCGGAUCAAGGGGCCAGUUGGACCGAACAAACGACAUUUGUCAACGGUAUUUAUAUUCCUCGAAUGUUUUGACUAUCACUAUUACAGUUUUUGCUUUUGUAUCUGUGCCGAUGUAUGAGUAUGAUGAUGAAGAUUGAAGCUGAAGAUCCUUUGUUGCAAAAGUGAGUUUGUAGCUUUCAAAUGAGCCCGAAAAUCAAAAUUCAAAACACCCACCACCACAGUCCGAGAAAGAUCUGCUGAUCCAGUCCGGGGGCGCCAAUGUGGAAGUAGGAGCGGCGUACCAAGAGCUUUCCAUGACCCACACGCGGUUCGAAGACCGCGAUCUCGCCUUCUACACGAUGCUGGCGAACCGCAGAGACAACGUUGCGUUUUACAACAACGAGUUCCGCGAGGAAAAACUGGUGUACAACAAGAGCAAGGAUUUCCGCGAGGAGGACGAACACAGUGACGGGGGGCGAUUUGAUUCUGUGGAGCUCUGGCAGAGCCCGCUGCCGGACAUGCAGAUCUACCAGCAGCCGGGACCGCUGGGUGAGGAUCCGUUGAUUGAGGGACUGGAAAGCUCCCGGUUGCGGGUCAGCUUGCUCGUCGCGAAACACGCCAUCCGCUUAGAGGGCGAGCCGAAGGAACUGCGCGACGCCUGGCGGAAACUGAACACCUUUGCCGCGAAGUUUGAAACUCUGCAGUUGGAGGUCCGACAGCAGAACGCGGACCAGAAUCUGCUCCGGUCGGUGUUGUCGCACUACGUCGGGCCGCUGCCGUGGUUGAGCAAGGCGGAGAUCAAGGACGGGGACAAGGUGACGCUCGUGGGCCACAGUGUUAGUUUGAACAAAGCCUUGAAGAUUUUAGAGGAGUACCUCGGUGACAAAUCCUUCGUCUACAAGACAAAAGCCGUCGCGAAUCCGAACAGCGCAUCGCUCGCUCUGAAAACCGGCGGCGCCUUGGCCGCAGACCGAUCUGCGUCCGCCGCAGCACACAAGUCCGGCGGCGAACGCAGCCAGGCCAGACGCCAGGAGCAGGCCAGCAUCGCGGACAAGCACGCGUCGCUGGAUCCGUCGGCCGUAGUGGGGGUGCGCGAUUUCCGCACCAAUAACGACCUGACCGACAAGAUCAAAAUGGCCUCGGAGGAGAUUGGUUUCGUGCUCGGCACGUCCGGCACGACGCGCGACAAACUCGGUAUUGCUGCGAAAGCGUUGCUGCACGGCGAUGUGAUGGACAGUGACACGGUGACGGUGGAGGGAAGCAAUUUCGCGCGCGAGUUCGCGAAGAAGUACAUCGGCAUGGUGCGACAGCAGCGCGUCGGCCCGGUCCCGGUGAAUCGGGAUGACGAGGAUCUGAUGUUGGUGGAGAUUCCCUACGACUGCAUUGGGCUCGUCACCGGCGUCCACGGCGCACAUUUGCGGAAACUGGAGCGCGCUUGCCAAACGCUGAUGUUCUUCGCGGACUACUUCAGAAAGGACAGCGAGAAGAACAGCAAGGAAACCGGCAUCGCUUCGGAUACCGAGGGGAAACCACAGAAACUCGCCAUCUUUUCUCCCGACCCCCGUGCGCGCGCUUGGGCGUUGCUCCGGGUUUUCGGACUCAGUGAUUUCCCGCGGGAGCAGGUUGUGAUCUCCGAUUUGGAAAAGCUGAUCUCGACCGCGUUCGAAAGGCACAACGAGCGCGUGCGGGGAGAAGUGUUGCAGAAUCUGGACGGUAGUGGUCAAGGUGAAAACCAGGCCGCUGCCCGCGUCGAGCGCGACGAGGUCAUCGGGGUCGAGUCCCUGCCGAUGAGCAAGAAGUACCAUGCGGCAACGGACGGUCACGUGCUGCGCCGCACCGCAAGGAGCUCCGGGUGCAUCGUCGAGCAAAUCGGCAACAGAGCGAUUGUGCUGGUCGGGUCGGAAAGCGAGCGGAAACGGGCAAAAGCGUAUCUCGAAUGGAACAGCGACGAGAAGCAGCUGCCGCAAGCGCUGGAGGCCUCGAAGCGCAAGGACUGCAUCGUUUUGCGCAGUGGGAAGAAACUGUCGACCAGUUACGCCAAGACCUAUGGCUCCGGGUUCGAUUCUCUAGAGACAAACCAGCUGGAAUCCUGCAUCGUUUUCCCGCUUCUUGAGGGUGACAUCAACGCGAAAACAGCGGAGCCACAAUCCGGGGCCACGACCGCCUCGGACUUACACAAAGUCGCGGACGGAUCGGUCGAGAUUCUGGACGGGACGCUCUCUUCCUCCUCUUCUGACAAUCCCCACCCGGUUUCGGCGGAGCAGAAGUCACAGCAGUGCCACUACCAGGUCGGGAUCUUCGCGUGCUCCAUGCGCGCACGGGUCUUGAUGAUGCUGCGGCUGUUGAAGCAAGACCACGAAAAGGAAAAGUCCAGUGCCUUCCUGGAUCUCUGCAAGCAGGAGCUGAACCGCAGUCGCCGCCAUCUGCGCCACGCCGUCGCCGCUAGAAAGGCGAGCGCCGACGCAAACAGCAUCGACGCCGCAACCAACAGCAACCCGCCGUCGCCACCGAGCGUGCACUCGCGGCAGUCGUCAAAGGAGUCGAAGCAGGAAAUGAAGAAAUCCACCUGGCUGUACCAGUACCAUUCCUUCGCCGACUACACCGAGUCCGCGAUCCAGAAGGAAGUCAAGGACUUGGAGGAUUUCGAGUUUGAGGAGCUGAAAUUCACGAAAAACGAAAAGUACUACACCGGGUCGCUCUCCAAGCACCGCUCGAAGCUCGUGGAGGCGUCCGGUGCCUUCCUGGAGUUCUGCGGCAACGGCUGCAUUCUCGGCGGAUCGAAAGACAAUCGCCAGCGGUGCAAGGAUUACAUGGCCUGGCUGCUGCGAAAGUGCUUCGAAAAGUCUGGUUGGGACGAGUACGACCUGGACGCCGAGGAGAACUGCAGUGCGUGGCGGGCGGUCAUUCCGCAUUUGGAGAACGUGUCUUUGAACCUCCGCACCGACGUUCUCUGCUUCCGCAAUCCGGGGGCCGCGAUCACGACCGAGCAGAUUCGCGACGCAGAAAUCAACUUCGGCGUCUUCACCUACUUCCGACGAACCAACGACGAUAAGGACCGCGAAUUGCUAAUUUUCGCUGCACAGUACGAAAAGCGGCUCCACGCCUACCGCCAACUGCUCGCGUGCCUGCUCGGAGGCAGGGACCGCAAUCGAAAGCGUUUCCGUCGGCGGAGAAGGGACAGGGAACGGCGGCGCCGCUGGUGGGACGAAGACGACGGAAAAUGGGACGACGAGGAUGGAAAUUAUUACGACGAUGAAGACGCUGGCAAUGCAGCGAACUACGACGAGGAGGACGAUUACGAAAAACCUAAGAAAACUACCUCUACUCGCUCGGGUAAAAAGAAACAGGUCGAUGAUGAUUUGGAUUAUGCGCGGUCGCCAAGAAAGCGAGGCGUUACGCCUCCGCCGAGGGGAGCUGCAAACAAAGCUGCCAGCCAGCGGUCCUCCCCUUCGAAAGCGGGUAAGAGCAGUCGGGCCGAAACCCCAGCGAAUGCGAGUCGCGCGAGUCGGCGACGGCGCGCUCCGCUGCAGAGUGAGGAGAAUAAUCGCAACGAAUUUCAAGCCUUGUCCCCCGCGAAGUCUGGUUCGAGGCGAGCUGGGAUGCAGUCGAAUCGGGAUGCGGACUACGUGUCCGAAUCCAGUUCCGAAUUGGACGAAGACUACACUCCGCGGGGCCGGGGUCGUGGCGCGCGCCGCAACUCUGUGCGCUCGAAGGGCACGGGCAAGGCGAAUGCCAGGGGAGAGGCGACGCCGGCGGGCAGUUCGGCGAGCCGACAGCGUGGAGGUGCAGGAACCGCGGGCGCUCUCGGGGGCACCAGUCCGCGCGACAACAAGGGACGAGGAAAGCAGGCGACACUUGGGGGAGGAGGCUUGUUGUCCUCGGACUCGGAAGACGACUACAGUUCGGACGAUGAUGAAGACGAUGACGGCACUCACUCGGAGUACAGUUCCGCUAGUGGCUCGCAAGAACCUCGUGGUUACCCUGGAAGCGAGAACAGCGGCAGCUGGAACGGACACAGCAGGUACACAUGA